Messenger RNA from Bactrocera tryoni, 1001 nucleotides. RefSeq names its product techylectin-5A-like. The transcript is spliced from 4 exons. The record is from RefSeq and is a predicted model, not a curated record. Bases 1 to 957 code for a protein of 318 amino acids. NCBI's taxonomy places the organism in Eukaryota, Metazoa, Arthropoda, Insecta, Diptera, Tephritidae.
AUGGCGCAGCGUUUGAUAUUCUUGUCCCUUCUGUGCGGGCAUCUUUUGUAUUCAGGGAAUUGUUCAGCACCUAUUCAAAGUAGCGCCAAUGUAGCGCCAUUUUUCACCUAUCUUUGUGACGAUGAUUUAUUAAAGACCGCGGUCAAUAAGAUGGAGUUCUUGAGCCUCAAACUAGAGAAUUAUAAUUUGCGUAUGCAAAGCGAAUUAAUGGCAAUGAAAGAGCAGCUUCUUCGUGAAAUAAAGGAAAUAAAGAAUAAUCAGGAAUCUGUGCCACCUGCAACCAAGAAACCAUCUUCUUGUACCGAAGCAAUGCGUCAAGAAAACGGGAAAUAUGCAGAGAGUGGUGUUUAUGAACUUAAUCUGCCGGAAUUCCUUUAUCACCCUUUCUAUGUUUACUGUCUACGUGAUGCCAAUGGCGGCGAACCAUGGACUAUAAUUCAACGUCGUCAAAGCAACGACACCGACUUCUAUCGUGGUUGGUUCGAGUAUGAACACGGUUUCGGCGAUUUGAAUGCCAAUUUCUUUCUCGGCUUGGAUAAAAUAUAUGCCCUGACGAGUUCGCGAUCUCAUGAUCUUUGGUUUCAAUUGGAGGAUUUUCAAAAUGAGAAACGUGUUGCUAAGUACGAUAAUUUCGCUAUAGGCAAUGCUCAGGAUAAGUAUGAGCUAAUUGCGCUUGGUCAAUACUCAGGCACGGCCGGUGACUCAUUCACUUAUCCACGCGGUUCAAAAUUCACCACUAAAGAUAGUGAUAAUGACAAAAGUAGUGUUAACUGUGCAGUAUAUUAUAAGGGGGCUUGGUGGUAUAAUGAUUGUAGUUACAGCAAUCUGAACGGUUUAUAUUUAGGAGGAGAAUAUCCACAAAGUCAGGAAGGCAAAGGCGUGAUGUGGAAUGCCUGGCGUGGAUUUUAUUACUCUCUCAAAUAUGUACAUAUGGCUAUAAGACCGAAGUAUCACUGAGAUGGUGGUUUGCUAUUGAAAACCUUAGCCUCCAUAAAAUGUUA